AUGCCCUCGUGCCGCAUUGCGUUGGUCUGUUUAGCCGUUGCCUGCCGCUGCCGCCGUUUAGCCCGACAUAGCGUGCUCCCCUUGACCAACCAGGCUUUGGAAGCCGGCUGUAGGAUGUCUUGGGUGCGCGGCAAGUCGGGCAAUGGGCCAACCACCUUGCUCACUUCGAGGAGUGUUCCUGCUGAACUUUGGAGUGAAGAUGACGCGUGUUCCAGUCCGGAGAGAGGCUUCGUGCGUACGCUGAGUGUCGUCGCUCUGGACACGAUGGCACCAGUGCAACUGGAGGCUCUUCCGGCGCGGGCCAAGAAGUGGGCCGUGAAGCGCCGCUUUUGGAGUGUGAUCUUGCUCACCGUUGCGGUGCUUUUGGGUCUCGAGCGGCGUCUGGGCGGACAGGCUAUGCCGCGAAAUGCAGAAGAGGCCCAAGUAAAAGAGAACAGGUCCUUUCUGAAGGGUGGAUCUGUCUACCAGAACGAGUACAUGACCCUGUGGAAUGCGAACGAGGUCGCCAUUUCCGCUACCCUUCGAAUGCAGGACUCCGAGCAUUUCGAGCUACGCAUAAACAAUUUGGACUCCAAAGGUGGUGGCAAUCUCGGCUGGUUCGCUGUGACCGGUUCAUUCCGGUUGGAGCCAGUGGGAGCUGGCAAGCUCAAAAUAUUACCCGCAAAAAAAGCUGCGGGAAAGAGUGAUAUGGUGUUCAGCUUCGACGAAAGCCUUCACGAUGGAGCCGCUUUGUUUUUGUACCGGUGCUUGAAGCGCCUUGGUGGCCCCGGUAUCCUGAACUUCCUGCAGCUGGAGGUGGACACUAAGAAGGAUUCUGUUUUCGUUGCCCCAACUGCACGUCUCCUUCGCGCUCUCUGGGACCAGCCCGUGGUCCUGAGGCUCACCUCCGAGGACGGGAAGUUUUAUGAUUGUAUGAUUGACCAAUCCAGGCUUGACCGCUGA
Symbiodinium sp. CCMP2456 is the source of this 942-nucleotide messenger RNA. Lineage: Eukaryota; Dinophyceae; Suessiales; Symbiodiniaceae. The record is from the annotation of a GenBank genome assembly.